This is a messenger RNA of Mycena indigotica, 468 nucleotides long. RefSeq lists its product as uncharacterized. The record is from RefSeq and is a predicted model, not a curated record. The coding region runs from base 1 to 468 and encodes 155 amino acids. Lineage: Eukaryota; Fungi; Basidiomycota; Agaricomycetes; Agaricales; Mycenaceae. The transcript has 3 exons.
AUGGCCCGACGUAUCAAGACAUUGUUCCCGGCUACCCAGCCUUUCAAUCAACCACCGCCACUUGUCAAGCAGGUCGAUGCUCGUGGUCAAACUCCGUUCUACAUACUUGCUUGGAAGGUGCACAACAACAAGCUGGAUAUCCUCGACAAUCAGUUCCCGUCUGUCGAUACACACUACCAGAAGUGCUGGUACAAGACGAUAACGAAGCAUGCAGUUCGAGAAAGCAUCGCGGAGCCCUACGUGCUGACCAAUAUCCUAUGCAACGGAGAUCGGCGACACAUGUACUUUAUAACCCACACAAACCUCCACCCGUUCGACCUCACCCCCGACUGUCUCGAAGUGCGCCUGGCGAGAGAGGCUCUCGAAGAAUUCUAUAUUCCGUACGUCGACGACCCUGAUGAUGUGCUGGGGGACCCGGUGUGGUACCGUGUAGGGCUAUUCAAAGACGCGACCCCAAAGGAAACUUGA